Messenger RNA from Terrapene triunguis (Three-toed box turtle), 3003 nucleotides. It is a transcript of the gene HPS5, whose product is annotated as HPS5 biogenesis of lysosomal organelles complex 2 subunit 2. Gene Ontology annotation, cellular component: cytoplasm. NCBI's taxonomy places the organism in Eukaryota, Metazoa, Chordata, Testudines, Emydidae. The record is from RefSeq and is a predicted model, not a curated record. The transcript is spliced from 19 exons. Gene Ontology annotation, biological process: developmental pigmentation. Bases 145 to 3003 code for a protein of 952 amino acids. Gene Ontology annotation, molecular function: protein binding.
GUUUCAGGUGGCCUGGGGAAGGAUCACGUGCCGUGGGGGCGGGGCCGGAGAAGCAGCUGGCGAGGUUGGCGUUCGGUGGGUACAGCUAGAAGCUGAAGUAAAUAAUGCACCAAUGAUUGAGUAUUGCCAGGCUUUCUUAACUCAAUGACAUCUGUGCCAAUGAUACCAGAAUCUUACAGCCAUGUAUUGGCAGAACUUGAGUGUUUGGAUCCAUUGCUUUCUGCACUCAGGUUGGAUUCUAGUCGUCUGAAGUGCACAUGUAUAGCUGUGUCUCGGAAAUGGCUGGCUCUGGGCAGUUCAGGAGGGGGAUUAAACCUGAUUCAAAAAGAAGGCUGGAAACAGAGGCUGUUCCUCACUCAUAAGGAAGGUGCCAUUUCCCGGGUCGCCUGUUGUUUACAUGAUGAAGAUCAUGUUGCUGUUGCCACCAGUCAAGGCCUUGUAGUGGUCUGGGAACUCAAUCAGGAGCGUCGUGGAAAGCCAGAGCGGAUUUAUGUUUCCACUGAGCACAAAGGCAAAAAAGUCACAUCUCUUUGUUGGGAUACAGCCGCACUUCGAGUUUUUGUAGGAGAUCAUGUGGGAAAGGUGUCUGCUAUCAAGAUUAAUACAUCCAAACAAGGGAAGGCAGCAGCUGCUUUUGUGAUGUUUCCAGUUCAGAUUAUAACCACUGUUGACUCCCGUGUAGUUCAACUUGAUUAUUUGGAUGGAAGACUGCUUAUUUCUUCACUUACUCGCUCCUACUUGUGUGAUACUGAGAGAGAGAAAUUCUGGAAAAUUGGUAACAAAGAAAGAGAUGGAGAAUAUGGUGCCUGUUUUUUCCCAGCUGGAAAGAAUUGUGGGAGCCAGCAGCCAUUAAUAUAUUGUGCACGUCCUGGGUCAAGGAUGUGGGAGGUGAACUUUGAAGGGGAGGUGCUAAGUACCCAUCAAUUCAAACAGCUGCUCUCGUCGCCUCCUCUCCCAGUUAUUACUCUAAGGUUGGAUCCUCAGUAUAAUACUUCCGCCUGCUCCCUCCAGUCUUUGUCUUUCCCAAAACUGUUAUAUUUGACCGAGCAUUGUGUUAUGACGUGGACAGAAAGGGGCAUUUAUGUCUUCAUUCCUCAGAAUGUUCAAGUUUUACUUUGGAGUGAAGUAAAAGAUAUCCAGGAUAUAGCAGUGUACAGAAAUGAGUUGUUCUGUCUGCAUACGAAUGGAAAAGUCUCGCACUUCUCUCUUCUGCUAGUAGAGCGUUGUGUAGAACGUCUGCUAAGAAGAGGUUUCUGGAGUCUUGCUGCCAGAGUCUGCUGUCUCUUCCAGAACUCUAUUAUUUCCUGCAGAGCAAGAAAAUUUUUGCCUCUAGACAAACUAGAGCAUUUGAAAUCGCAGCUGGACCUCUCAACCCAAAGUGAUGUCAUUAGCCAACUGGAAGAAUUGAUAUCAAAGCUGGAACCUUUAGAUUCUGCAUGCAGCAGCAGAAGGAGCAGUAUUUCAUCACAUGAAAGUUUCAGUGUCUUAGACUCUGGAAUUUAUCGUGUUAUUAGUCGAAGAGGCAGUCAGUCAGAUGAAGACUCUUGUUCCUUAAACAGCCAAACAUUGUCAGAAGAUGAGAGACUUAAAGAGUUUACUGCACACCACGAAGAAGAGCAGGUGGAGCUUGACAACGCAUCUCAUGCUUCUGUGGUGGUUGAGACUGAUCGGAAUGAGACUUUUCUCCCAUUCAGUAUUCCAUUGUCAUUUCGUUCACCAUCUCCUCUGGUCUCCCUCCAAGCUGUCAAGGAAAGUGUUUCCAGCUUUGUACGUAAAACUACUGAAAAGAUUGGCACCCUUCAUAUGAGUCCUGAUGUCAGAGUGAGGCAGGAAAUGAAAGAUGAUGAUGAUGAGUCUCAUGAAGUGACUGCUAGUAUAGCUGCAUACUCCCAGGAAGAAGAUGAAAACGAUUUGGAACUACAGAGCCAGCCUCAAGAAGAGGACCGGCUAAGAGAUCUCAAGAUAGCAACGACAGAAGCUAUAAACAAACUGCAAGAUCCACUGGUUUUGUUAGAACCACAAUGCUUGAGAGGAGUUUUGCAGGAGUGGUUUUUGUAUCUGGAAGAAACAUUUGGUUUCAAAGAACCUUCCUUUUCAGAUGACUGCUUAUCCAUUAAGAAAGAUAAGAAUGUGCUUGCUGAAGAACAGAGUGAGGUUUUAGAAGAAAAUAUUGAACCAGAUCAACACAGUGAAGAUCAUGUAGGCAAAGGACAGACAGAUGCCUUGCAAGGAAAUACUGGACAGGAUCAAACUAGCGAAGCUCAUUUUGGCAGAGAAGUAUGUGAAAACAAUGCCAAUUCAAAGGGAGCCUCAGACCAUGUUUUUCAAGUGUAUCCUCCAUGUCUCAUAGCACGCGAUAUUCAAAAGGACCUAGUAGAGUUGACAACAUUAUGUUUUGAAUUAAAUGUGUUUCCUUGCGAGAAUGGGAAUGCGAAAGAAAGUGCUGAACAGGAUUUACAGCUAACAGUGUCAUGGGUCUUGGCUUGUCGGUUCAUAAAGGACUAUUUCUUUCUCUUGGAUUUAAAAAGACUGAAGCGAUGUAUUACAAUCAAUUACACUAGCAGUCCCAGUGUUUGGGAAACUUACAUUGAAGGAUUGAAAGAACUGACUCACGCUAGUCCAGUGACUUUGGCAAUGGAAAAUGGAGAUAUGUUGAAAAUAUUAAAACUGUUAAAUGACUUGGGGCCCUGGGAUAGUCCUCUGUUAUUGGCACAUGCUCAAAGGCUCUAUGAAAAGUUUGGGGAAACAGCUGUAAGGCCCUUGAUCAAGUUCUACCCAUCAAUCUUGCCCUCUGACAUCAUGCAGCUUUGUAGACAUCACCCUUCCCACUUUUUAGCAUAUUUAGACAGCCUUGUUAAAUCAAAGCCAGAAGAUGAAAGGUUGUCCCUGCUUCAGUCUCUUCUUAAUCCUGAAGCAUUGCGACUGGAUUGGCUGUGUUUGGCAGUUUCCCAUGAUGCGCCACAAAGAACAAAUACGGUAGAUGCUGAAGGAAACCCUAGGUAA